AUGUCGGCCACCAGCAACUCCAGAGGCGAUUGUUCCGUCGCAUGCGACGCCAUCAUCGUUGGAGCCGGCCUCAGCGGCAUCUCUGCUGUGUACAAAUUGCGAAAGCUCAGACUCAACGCCAAAAUCUUCGAGGGAGCCCCCGAUUUUGGCGGCGUCUGGCACUGGAACCGCUACCCUGGCGCUCGUGUUGAUUCGGAGACGCCCUUCUACCAACUGAACAUUCCCGAAGUAUGGAAAGACUGGACCUGGUCUUGCCGCUAUCCUGACCAGAAAGAGUUGCUGUCAUAUGUUCACCACUGUGACAAGAUCCUGGGCUUGAGAAAAGACGUCUACUUCGGAGCUGAGGUGGUUGAUGCGCGGUAUGCCAGAGAUCUGGGCACCUGGACUGUCAAGACGUCGGCUGGCCAUGUUGCGACGGCAAAGUAUCUCAUUCUCGCUACGGGGUUGCUCCACAGGAAGCACACUCCCGCACUCCCCGGCCUCGCCGAUUUCAACGGGAAGGUGAUUCAUUCGAGUGCCUGGCACGAAGACUUCGACGCAGAGGGCCAGAGAGUCGCCGUCAUCGGUGCCGGGGCCACAAGCAUCCAGAUUGUUCAGGAGUUGGCCAAGAAGGCUGACCAGGUAACCAUGUUUAUGCGAAGGCCGAGCUAUUGUCUGCCCAUGCGGCAACGAACGAUGGAUAGGAACGAACAGACAGCCUGGAAGGCCUACUACCCCACGCUGUUUGAAGCGAGUCGAAAGUCUCGGAUUGGAUUCCCGGUCCAGGCACCGUCGGUUGGCAUCUUUGAAGUCAGCCCCGAGCAGCGGGAGGCCUAUUUCGAAGAGUUGUGGGAGCGUGGGGCCUUUAAUUUUCUUGCUUGCCAGUACCGAGAAGUCAUGGUUGACAAAAAGGCCAACCGACUGGUCUAUGACUUCUGGGCCAAAAAGACUCGAUCUCGUAUCGUCAAUCCGGCAAAGAGAGAUCUCAUGGCUCCUCUGGAGCCGCCGUACUGGUUCGGUACCAAGCGCUCCCCACUGGAGAGCGACUACUACGAAAUGCUGGACAAGCCGAGCGUCGAAAUUGUGAAUCUAGAACAAUCGCCCAUUGUGGCUGUUACAAAGACAGGUGUGCUCUUGAGUGACGGCAGCAAGAGGGAAUGCGACACGAUCGUGCUGGCGACGGGUUUCGACAGUUUCACUGGCUCAUUGACACAUAUGGGCUUGAAAAACAAGCACGGAGUGGACCUGAAGGAGGUGUGGAAAGAUGGCAUAUCUACUUAUAUGGGAGUCUUCUCUCAUGGCUUCCCCAAUGCCUUCUUCGUCGCCACGGCUCAAGCCCCGACCGUCCUUUCCAACGGCCCAACGAUCAUAGAAACCCAAGUCGACUUGAUCGCCGAUACAAUUGCAAAGUUGGAGGCCGAGCACGCCACGUCCGUUGAGGCGACGAAAUCAGCACAAGAGGCAUGGUCGAUUAUGAUUGCCAAGAUGAACGAGCACACUCUGUUCCCCUUGACGGAUUCGUGGUGGACUGGAGGCAACAUCCCUGGGAAAGCAACACGUGCUUUAACCUUCAUAGGCGGGAUUGCUCUCUAUGAGCAGAUCUGUCAAGAGAAGGUGGCCAAUUGGGAUGGGUUUGAUGUGCUUCAUGCUCCCUGCUAA
Messenger RNA from Exophiala spinifera, 1638 nucleotides. RefSeq lists its product as uncharacterized. The transcript is spliced from 3 exons. Gene Ontology annotation, molecular function: flavin adenine dinucleotide binding; N,N-dimethylaniline monooxygenase activity; NADP binding. The coding region runs from base 1 to 1638 and encodes 545 amino acids. The record is from RefSeq and is a predicted model, not a curated record. Lineage: Eukaryota; Fungi; Ascomycota; Eurotiomycetes; Chaetothyriales; Herpotrichiellaceae.